ACACACACACGUACGGAGAGCCCGAUGGAUAUGUGACCUGUUUCCCGCAGGUGCAGAUGUCGAGAAAGUUGACCGUGACUGGGACAUGGGACUGAGAGUCCGUAGAGGAGCGGCACGUUCACGUUUAUUUAUUUUAUUUCUAUAUUUUUCUACUCCACGGCUUCACUAGGUAUGACAGGCGUGACUUUUUCGUUUGGUUGCUUCGGACGGCUCUGUGCCCUCGUCACGGUCCUCGGGGUCGCCCAACUGCUCAUCGCCUUGGUCUACAUCCUGUACACCGAGGAGACCUUGUCGCUUGUGCCAUUUUUCUACACGCCACUGUUAAACAUCACCAGGCUGCCGAGCAACGGGAGCGUGGACGACAUGCCAUCAGAAACAUUAACGCAAGCACCCAGCGUGGCAAGAGAGACUUGUCCAGAAACUCCUCCACAUUUGGUUGGUCCGUUGACCAUAAAUUUCACACACUCGCUAAGUUUAGAGGCGGUGCAGAAAUUCAACCCUGAGGUCAUGGAAGGGGGUCGCUGGUGGCCCAAGGACUGCGUCGCCCGGCAGAAGGUGGCCAUCAUCAUCCCCUUUAGACACCGCGAGUUCCACCUCAGGUACUGGCUCCACUACCUCCACCCCAUUCUGCAGAGACAGCAGCAGGAGUACGCCAUCUAUGUCAUCAAUCAGUAUGGAGAAACGACAUUUAACCGGGGCAUGCUGAUGAACGUGGGCUAUGCAGAAGCCAGGAAGCAGUACGACUACGACUGCUUCGUCUUCAGUGAUGUGGACAUCGUCCCCAUGGACGACCGGAACUUCUACAAGUGCUACAGUCAACCCAGGCACAUUUCUGUGGCUGUGGACAAGUUUGGGUUUCGGCUGCCAUACGCUCAGAUCUUCGGCGGUGUGACAGCCUUGAGCCUGGAGCAGUUCACAAAGAUCAACGGCUACCCCAACAAUUACUGGGGCUGGGGAGGAGAAGACGACGACGUCUCCAAAAGGCUCUCCAUGAGGGGCAUGUCCAUCUCCAGGCCUGAUAGCCAAACAGGAAGAUGCCGGAUGAUCAAACACCAGAGGGAGGCUCACAACGCACCCAACCCAAAGAGGUUCAAUAACUUGAGUCGCACUAGACAGACCAUCAACAGUGACGGUCUCAAUUCCCUGCAGUACAGAGUCGUGAGUGUCGAGAAGAACCCCCUCUACACAAACGUCACAGUGGACAUCGGAAAACCAUGAGCAGCGAUUUUGGGUCAAAAUCGUCCUUCACGCAGAGCAGAGGCGGCGACUGUUCCAUUGAAGUCUACGGGCAUAGCUCAGAAUUUCACCACAUCUGCGAAGACCUUGGUUCUGUAGAGUUCGAAAUGUGAUAUCUGGGCACGGUUUCAUGACCCUCAAACCUCAGGUACAUUUUUAGUACUUCUGAGCAUUCCAGUCUGUAGAAAAUUGACUUUAUAUCAGGUGCACUGUACGCCUGUUAUUUAUUCUGCUGCUGUUGGCCGGUUGCUAGGUACGCUAUACCUUGACAACACAUUCGCCAGCCAGUAGAAAUCAAAUCCUGCCAUGUAAACUAACGAUGAUCAGGUGUUUGUAAAUUAUUCCUUUGAUGUUUUUUAUUAAAUUCCUUGAAAGUU
Molecule: messenger RNA, 1613 nt
Organism: Sardina pilchardus (European sardine)
Lineage: Eukaryota; Metazoa; Chordata; Actinopteri; Clupeiformes; Clupeidae
Product: beta-1,4-galactosyltransferase 1-like
Exons: 6
Coding region: 172-1218 (348 amino acids)
Biological process (GO): protein N-linked glycosylation; carbohydrate metabolic process
Cellular component (GO): Golgi apparatus
Molecular function (GO): cytoskeletal protein binding; beta-N-acetylglucosaminylglycopeptide beta-1,4-galactosyltransferase activity
Source: RefSeq, a predicted model, not a curated record